Mercurialis annua (annual mercury) is the source of this 1210-nucleotide messenger RNA. RefSeq names its product probable xyloglucan endotransglucosylase/hydrolase protein 33. Gene Ontology annotation, biological process: xyloglucan metabolic process; cell wall biogenesis. Gene Ontology annotation, molecular function: xyloglucan:xyloglucosyl transferase activity; hydrolase activity, hydrolyzing O-glycosyl compounds. Bases 32 to 973 code for a protein of 313 amino acids. The record is from RefSeq and is a predicted model, not a curated record. Gene Ontology annotation, cellular component: apoplast; cell wall. The transcript has 4 exons. NCBI's taxonomy places the organism in Eukaryota, Viridiplantae, Streptophyta, Magnoliopsida, Malpighiales, Euphorbiaceae.
AAGGGUCUCACUGAUCAAACCUAGUAGAAAAAUGGCAUUAUUACAACAAACCAUUGUUUUGGGCAUUUCAUUAUUGUGCAUGACAUUAAAGGUUUCCUCACAUAGCAGGCACAGCAGAUACACUCCUCCUAAAGUUACUCCUUUAACUAAUCUCUUCUCACCUGUCUCCAUCCCUCAAGAAUUUUCCACAUCUUUUGGAGCUUCAAAUGUUAAAUUACUUAACAAUGGAUCAUAUGCCACUCUUGUUCUUGAUAAAUCUUCAGGAUCUGGUCUUGCAUCCAAGAACAAAUAUUAUGAUGGAUUCUUUAGUGCUGCAGUGAAGUUGCCUGCUGGUUUAACCUCUGGAGUUGUUGUAGCAUUUUAUAUGUCUAAUGCAGAGAGUUAUCCACAUAACCAUGAUGAGAUAGAUAUAGAAUUACUUGGGCAUGACAAGAGAAAUGAUUGGGUAAUUCAAACAAAUGUGUAUGCAAAUGGAAGUACAAGCACCGGAAGAGAAGAAAAAUUCUAUCUUUGGUUUGAUCCAACGGCGGAGCAUCAUUAUUACACCAUCAUUUGGAACACUCAUCAUAUAGUCUUCUUAGUGGACAACAUACCAGUAAGAGAGUUCACCAAGAGCAAUGCAUACCCUUCAAUAUACCCAUCAAAACCAAUGUCAGUAUAUGCAACAAUUUGGGAUGGAUCAGAAUGGGCUACAAAGGGAGGAAAAUACCCAGUCAACUACAAAUAUUCUCCAUUUCUUGUUUCAUUUUCUCAAAUGCAACUCACUGGCUGCACAUUUUAUAAUCCAUCAUCAUCUUCAGAUGCCUCUAAUUCUUCAACUAGUUGCUCUAAUAAGGCUGUUGAAGGUGAAGAAUUUGUUAAGCUUUCAAAAGAUCAGACUCUGGCCAUGGAUUGGGCUAGAAAGAAGCUCAUGUUUUACUCUUAUUGUAACGAUAAACCUAGGUUCAAGGUCCUCCCACCCGAGUGCAAAUAAAUGCUUCACGGAAACAGAAAUGUUGAAACAGAAAAAUGGUGAAACGGGAAAAUUUACCAGAAUAGAUUAUAAAUAUAAAAAUUCAAAAUGUUAGUAGCGUCCGUCAGAAUAUAGAGAUCGAAAAAAUUUCGUAUAGUUAUUUUUUUGUUUAAGAUUUAUUUUCAUAGGAAGAAUUGAUGAACAUAUAACAUCUUUUACAUGUAUUGCAAGUAAUUACAUUCAGUAUUUCUCAUCAAA